Messenger RNA from Soboliphyme baturini, 1776 nucleotides. Lineage: Eukaryota; Metazoa; Nematoda; Enoplea; Dioctophymatida; Soboliphymatidae. The record is from the annotation of a GenBank genome assembly.
AUGCUUUUCCUUGAUGGCCUGAAAUAUUUGUCAUACGAUGCUGUGAAAUUGUCUCUUGUCAGAUACCUGCAAAUCGACAUCGAUGAUGUAUUCGUCGGUCAAAAAGAGACGAAGAUGCUCGAAGAAGAUGUGCUUGAAUUGAUCCAAGCGCAGGAACGCGUUCGUCGGCACAUCGCAAACUUUACGUUUAACCUCGGAUUCUGCGGCAAGUUUUAUCAGAAAGGAGCCAGCGAAGAAAGACUUGGUGACAGCUUGUUAGUAGAAAACGCCCCUAAGUUUCGAUGGUUUCCACAUUUAUGGCGUCACCAGAAGCCACAUCAAUGGAACUUCACGAUGCUGGAACAUUUCUUGCUGCUUAAUCAACAGUUUGCCAAGAAUUAUAACAUUCCUGUUCCCUUUCCGUACGCCGUGUCGCCUCAUCAUUCCGGCAUUUAUCCGGUUCAUGAUCCUUUGUAUAAGGCCUGGAAAAAGGUUUGGGGAAUAAAAGUGACUUCUACAGAAGAAUAUCCGCAUUUUCGCCCAACUUCGCUUCGCAGAGGUUUCAUCUAUAGCGACAUUAAGGUGCUUCCACGACAAACCUGUGGUCUUUAUACCCACACAAUGUACAUGAAUCAGUACCCUGGUGGGAAAUCUCAACUCGACAACAACAUUUAUGGUGGUGAACUGUUUUACACGUUCAUAUAUAAUCCUAUACUGAUAUUCAUGACCCACCAGUCUAAUUAUGCACAUGAUCGACUCGCCUUACAUACGUUCGAGAACAUUAUCGCCUUCCUUAAGCAGUGGACAAAUCUUGUCCUAGAGUAUAUAUCUCCCAUCGAAAUGGCUGAUAAAUAUUUUCUCUAUUACCCGCAUGAAAAGGACCCACUAUGGAGCCAACCUUGUUUUGACAAGCGACACAUGUCCAUUUGGUCAAGUCAGAAAACAUGUCGCAAGUUUCCGGAAGCACUGAUUGUUGGUCCUCAAAAAACAGGUUCCACAGCCUUGUAUACGUUUCUUAAAUUGCAUCCGAAAGUCAGAGGUAGUUACGAAAGUCCCGUAACUUUCGAAGAAGUUCAGUUUUUCAAUGGUAAAAAUUAUCAUAACGGAAUUGAUUGGUACGCCCGUUUUUUCCCUGAACACGAAGCAAAGGAAGAGAUUGUUUUCGACAAAAGUGCUACGUAUUUUGAUUGUGAAGCAGCUCCUCGUCGAGUUCAAGCUUUGAUUCCUGAUGCGAAGAUCAUCUCAAUUUUGAUCAGCCCAAUUAAAAGAGCAUACUCCUGGUAUCAGCAUUUACGCGCUCGAAAUGACCCAGUUGCGUUAGCUAACGAUUUCAUCCAAGUUCUUCAUAGUCAGAUGAACGGGUCUAAAGAAUUAUGGAGGCUUAGACAACACUGUCUGACUCCUGGUCAUUAUGCUCAUCAUAUCGAACGAUGGUUGAGUGUCUUUCCAGCGAAACAGAUUCUUUUAAUUGACGGUGCAGUUCUGGUGGAAACACCGGCAAAAGUAAUGUCUGUCGUUCAAGACUUUUUAGAGCUGAAGCCUCCUCUGGAUUACGGAAAGAAAUUGACGUUUAGCAAACGUAAAGGUUUCUUUUGCGUUAAAACCGAAACUAACAAGACGCAGUGUCUGGGAAGAAGCAAAGGACGGGCGUACUCAGAAAUUUCUAAAGAGGCGUACGAUUAUUUGCUGGAUUAUUUCCGACCACACAACAUUGCUUUGCAACAACUUUUGUAUCGGUUAGGCUACGAUACGCCGUCAUGGCUUCAGAAAGAGCUUCAGGAGACUCCUCAGUUUUAG